AUGCCGCCCGACCCACUCAAGGGGCCUUCCCCACCUGUAUCCACAGACAGCGGUCGUUCACUCCGCUCCCCUCAAAAGCCACAGACACCUCGUUCUACACGCUCAUCCGCCUCGGCGACCUCAAAACCAAUGCACUCCCACAACGAAAAGCCACCGUCCUCGACAACCUCGCGCCAGUCACCCCAGCGCAAAGCCGACGCUCCUCGCAAGCGCAAGCCCACAUUCGUCUCCUGCAUCACCUUUCCGGAGAACAUGCCCAUGCCAGCGCCCGCAGUCAAGGAGGAAGGCGAGCCACAGCGCAGCCAGCGCAAGUCAAAAGUCGACGCUCUUAACAAGCUUGAUCGGGCGGGUACGCCCACGACGGUGGCGGCUGGUCCCACUGCGACAUCCUUUGUUCCACCACCACCGCCGCCAGCUGGACCAUCCGUCACUCGCAACCCACUCAAACGUCUGCGUGUCCCCAACCCGCCCUUUGACCUGGCCUCGGUGCGCACUCGUGCUCCUCCCGGCGUCGACGACGGCGACCACCCAGGCCCGAGCCAUGAGCCCCGUGCGUUCGACUUGCCAACAUGUCCGACCUAUCACCCGACGCCCGAGCAGUUCCGCGACCCGAUGGCAUACGUCGAGAGCAUCUCACCCGAAGCCAAAAAGUAUGGUAUCUGCAAGAUUGUCCCACCCGAGGGCUGGCAGAUGCCGUUUGAGCUCGAGACCGACCAGUUCCGCUUCACGACACGUCUGCAGCGUCUCAACUCGAUCGAGGCCGCGUCUCGCGCCAAAAUCAACUUUCUCGAGCAGCUCAGCAUGUACCACAAGCAGCAGGGAGAUGCCAAGGCCCACAUCCCUAUCGUGGACCACCGGCUCGUCGACCUGUGGCGACUGCGCAAGGAAGUGAACAAGCUCGGUGGCAUCGAUGAAGUCAACCGUCUCAGAGCGUGGACCAAGAUCACCGAGAUGCUUGGCUUCAACGCGGCAUCCAUGCCCCAGAUCAAGUCAUCAUACACCAAGAUCAUUCUUCCCUUUGAAAACUGGGCUUUACGAGCAAAGUCAUAUCCCGAGUCACCCUUGACUCCGCUGCCAGGCAGUGCGAACGGCAAGCCGCCUCCGGGCUCGGGAGUCCAGGCGACGCCGGAUACGCCCACAGUCGCGGCGACCGGCGGACGUACAGCCGGGAUGCGAACCUCGCCACGCGGGCGCAUGUCUGCGCUGGCUGGCGGCCCAGGCGGAUCGGCACUUGCUGCUGUGAUGACUGCUGCCGACAACCAGCCAGAGGCAGGCCCAUCAAACUCAUCAGACUCGGGCCUCGCCGCUCCGAUCCGCAUCAAGGUGCCAGUGAUCCCAUCCAGCCAGCGAAGCACUCGCAGCAGCCAGAGCAGUGACUCGGAGCUCACGGAGCUUAGCGAGGAGGAGUCGACACGCACAGGAGGAUCGCAGACAUCUACCCCUGAACAGCCAACAAAGUACGAAAAGGGCGACGUAUGUGAAAUCUGCACAUUAGGCAACAAUGCGCCAAAGAUCCUUCUCUGCGACGGAUGCGACCGAGGGUUUCACACUUUUUGUCUGGACCCCCCACUUCAGGCGAUUCCCACCAACGAGUGGUACUGCACGGCCUGUCUUCUUGGUAACGGGGACGACUAUGGGUUUGACGAGGGAGAGGAGCACUCCAUUCCGAGCUUCCAGGCGCGUGACGCCGCCUUCACCAAAGCAUGGUUCAACCGCUACGUGCCCACCCACUCGCCAGCCUCGCCGCUCACGCGCAAGAUUGGCAACGCCACCGUCAACGAGCGUGAUGUGGAGCGUGAGUUCUGGCGGCUAGUCGAGAGCCAGGACGACACGGUCGAGGUUGAAUAUGGGGCCGAUGUCCACUCUACCACCCAUGGCAGUGCGGCUCCCACGCUGGAGACCAACCCGUUGAGCAAGUACGCAAAGGACCCAUGGAACCUCAACAACAUUGCCAUUGUCCGUGACUCGCUCCUGCGAUACAUCAAGUCGGACAUUUCGGGCAUGACUGUCCCGUGGAUCUACGUUGGGAUGCUCUUCUCGGCGUUCUGCUGGCACAACGAAGACCACUACACCUACAGUGUCAACUACAUGUUCUGGGGCGAAACCAAGACAUGGUACGGCAUUCCCGGCGACAGCGCCGAGAAGUUUGAGGAGGCGAUCAAGAGCGAGGCGCCAGAGCUCUUUGAACGCCAGCCGUCGCUUCUGUACCAACUCACCACGAUCAUGAACCCGGGACGGCUGCAAGAGGAAGGCGUGCCCGUGUACGCGUGCGACCAGCGACCAAACGAGUUUGUCAUCACCUUCCCCAAGGCAUACCACUGCGGCUUCAACCACGGCUUGAACUUUAACGAGGCGGUCAACUUUGCGCUGCCGGACUGGCUUGCCCUCGGCUGCGAGUCGGUCGAGCGGUACAGCUUGCACGCCAAACCUUCGGUCUUUUCUCACGAGGAACUCUUGAUCACCAUUACGCUCUACUCGGACACGAUCAAGACGGCUCUGUGGCUGCAGGACAGCCUGCGACUCAUGGUCGAAGACGAGUCGGCACGACGGAAAAAGUUGCGGGCGGCCCUCCCUGACCUUGUCGAAACGCUUAGCGAGGAGGACGUUCCCGAGGAGGAGUACCAGUGCUACGUGUGCAAGGGCUUCUGCUACCUAGCGCAGAUGACCUGCUCGUGCACCAAGCUCGUUUCCUGCCUGGAGCACUACGACUUGUUGUGCUUGUGCCCGACCGCGAAGCGGACGCUGCGCAAACGCUACUCGGAGAACCAGCUGGAGGACAUUCUCGACAUUGUCGUGGCUCGCGCUGCCCAGCCUGAUCAGUGGAGCAAGCGCGCCGACGCCGCUCUGGCUGUUGCCCGCCCGCAGCUCAAAACUAUCCGCCAGCUCGUUGCCGACGGAGACCGCAUGCCCCACGACCUGCCCGGACUGGAAGACCUCCGUGCGUUCCUCGACCGCGCCAACGCAUGGGUCGACAAGGCCACUGCCGUCUGCACCCGCAAGAGCACCGGCCGCCGCCGCAAGGGCCGGCAGAGUGAGCCUACUGCCACGGUACUCGAUGACGACGACGUGGACCGCAGUGCUGUCGCGAUCAACGCGCUGCUUGACGAGGCCAGCAAGCUGGCCUUUGACGCCCCCGAGAUUCUCCAGCUGCGCCAGAUGAUGUCCUCCCUCGACGGGUUCCGGGAGCAGGCCAAGGCGAUCCUGGCGACGUCGGACCUGGACCUCGACUAUGAGCAGUGCAAGACUGCGCUCAUCCUUGGCCAGAGCCUGAACGUCGAGCUCCCCGAGGUGGCUGACCUCACCAAGAUUGUGGCUCGCCUUAGGUGGUACCACAAGGUCGAGGAGGAGGUUGACGACCGUACAUUGCAGUACGACGACAUUGUUGGCCUCCUCGAGCAGGCCGACGAGUACGAGGUGCCGCCACACCACGCCGGUGUGGUUGAGCUGCGCCGUCGCGAGAAGAAGGGCCGCGAGUGGAAGGAGGCUGUCGACCAGCUCCUCGCCUCGCCCAAGAUCUCCAUCGACGCCGUGUCAGCCCUUAUCGAGGGUCAAGAGUACACUCCAACGUCCGUUGAGACAAUGCGCCAGCUGGAGAACAUUCGCAAGACGGCGCAGAGCUGGCAGGCUACCGCGUCCAGCUUGCUGCAAUCGCAGGGCACUGUCGGCUCGGCCACGCGUCUGUGCAAGGCCGUCCGAACCGCUUCGGGCCCCCUCAAGCGCAUCGACAUUCCCGAGAUUGCCGACCUGCAAGCUGAGAUUGACUUUAACAGCAAGUGGCUCGCUGGCGUCGCCAAGCACCUCGGUGUCCAGGUCAACAAGGUCCACACAUCACUCACUAACCUCGUGCGCGAGAUUGAGGACCACCUGGCGAUUGACGACGACUACCCCAAUGGCCACCACGCGUGUUUCUGUCGCUCGGCGCCCCAAGGUCACAUGGUGACCUGUGGAACGUGUCUCGGCGAGUACCACCCCAAGUGUGUCGGCAUUACAGUCAAGUCUGCGUCAGGCAUUGCUGCGGCCGCGCGCAACUUUGAGUGCCAGAUGUGCCAGCACUUGCAGUACGACGACCGACCGUCGUUCAAUGACCUCGCGCACUAUGCCGACCCCGUCAAGUGGGACUUUGUCCUCCGUCCAUCCGAGGUGGACUUGCUCGACUCGACGCUCCAGUCUGUGGUGCGGUACGCGAGCCUCGUGGUCCCGAUCAUCGACCCGUUACGGCCUGCCGCCAAGCCGACGCUCCAGCAGAUCGGCCACCUGUUGCGUAAGAUCUGGACACUUCCCGUCCAGCUCGACGCGGUCAACGUCGCGACCAAGGAGCACGUCAUUUUCGAGGACUGGCUGUACCGCAAGAUGCGCGACACUGUCGACGGCGGUCCGGCGACCAAGUCGACCAACACCCGUUCCCGUGCACGCAAGCCAAAGUUUACCUUUACCAAGGCAAACCCCCAUACGUUUAGCUGCCUCUGCACCGCCGAGCCGCUCGACCACUUGCUCACUGUCGUGUGCUCCAAAUGCGAGCAGGGCUUCCACCUCUCGUGUGCGCAGGCGCCUAUCAGCGUUGCCAACUCGACGUCGCGGGGUGGGUGGCGCUGCCCCUUCUGCACCGUCAAGAGCGGCAAGGCUCCCCCCCGUGGUCUCGACCUGCGCGUGCAACUGUCCGACAAGAUCGGUACCCAAGAGUAUGUCGACUGGCGUAAAGUGCUGUUCACGUAUUCCGAGGACCCCAUCCCCGUCAUCUUGCCCGACAACCCUGCGUGCAUCACCCUCGAGGCGACUCGCUUCCAGGGCCCCUCGUUGCCAGACAACUUUGAGCGUCCAGUCUGGACAGAGGCUGAGGAGACUGACGGACGUCGCAAGCGCCGCAAGACGGACUCGGUCCUUCUCCCUGCCGUCGGUAAUGGUAGCGUCGCUGGGCCGUCGAGCGCGAGCCCCAGCCCAGUCGUCAAGCCCAUGCUGGCGCCCCCGCCUGCGCAUGCCGCUCCUCCUCCACCGCCACACCAGCUCUUAGCCCCGCUCAGCCCUGCACCCUCGCACUCGUCAACAGCGUCGUCGUCGUACCACCCGGCACCCAACCAGCCGGCGCAGAACGUGCGUUCCAACGGACGCUUGUUCUACCCCACCCACUCGAUCGUCCCGUGGUCCAACUCGAACAUGUUCUCGCAGUUCCAGCUGAACGGUAACGGCUCGGGCUCUGCCUCUGGCUCGCCCCCUGCCGGUGCGCCCAGCGCGCCAGGCGCGCCCAUGCACGCGCGCUACCCCAGCUCGGCGUCGCCCCCUUCCCACCACGCACCCGCACCGUACCCCGGUGCGUCGUCGUCGCGCGCCCAGCCAGUGACCGCCACGGCCUACCCGACCGCACCCGGUGCCGCGCCGUACCCGACACACGCUAUGGCUACGGUCCCCGCAAAGCGCGCGUACGCCGACGCGGCGGCGGACAGCCUGCACCCGGCCGACGCGUAUGCCGACACCCUCCCGCCGCCGGCCAAGCGCUCAUCUCAUGCCAGCCCUUCGUCGCGCUCGCCUCCUCAGUACGAGUGA
This is a messenger RNA of Apiotrichum porosum, 5538 nucleotides long. RefSeq lists its product as uncharacterized. The transcript is spliced from 5 exons. The record is from RefSeq and is a predicted model, not a curated record. The coding region runs from base 1 to 5538 and encodes 1845 amino acids. Gene Ontology annotation, cellular component: nucleus. Gene Ontology annotation, biological process: chromatin remodeling. Lineage: Eukaryota; Fungi; Basidiomycota; Tremellomycetes; Trichosporonales; Trichosporonaceae. Gene Ontology annotation, molecular function: DNA binding; histone demethylase activity.